CAUUACUGCUAAUUAUACCAUUGUGUUUCUACAAUUCGCUAUGUUGUAACGUACCUACUAGUUUUAUUAAUAAUCACUUAUAUAAAAUAUUUAUUUAAUUAGUGAGAAAAUUAGAAGUAUUUGUGCAAUCAUGCCUAAUAAAAUAUCUUACAUACUAACAAGACUAAAUAAAAUACAAAGAUUGAGCUGGAAUUCUGACAUCUAUAAAACAUCUAUAAACAUACAUUGCGAGGCUAAUCAUGUUUCAAAUGACAUUUUAGAAGAAGAUUUAGUAAAAGUAUUUUCUCCCUUUUAUCGUCUUCAAAAAUUGCUGGGAGUUUGCAGAGUGGACACAAGAGAUAAUAUAGUGACCAGUCUGAAGAUGUCGCAAAAACUUUACACGUGCCUGUUUUUAAUAAUAGCCCCAAUCUUAGUAAUAUCGAUGAUGCUGCUCUAUCUAGAUCGAUACAAUAAUUAUAAAAUGCUUCAAGAAGUCAUAACAUUCAUGUCAUAUUUAGAAAUAAUAUUGUACAUAUGCAAUGUUACUAAUUUAAGAUUUUUCAACAAUGUUGAUAACGUGAAUUUUCUGCUUAAAAUGCAUAAAAUUGACUGUCUCAUGAAGAUCGAAAAAAACAAUCUUUUGACUAGUAUAAUGUACAAGGAGAACAGAAACACUGUGCUAGUUUUGAUCGUUUUGUACCUGGGGUUGUGUGGAAUACUUAUAUUUAACGAAUGUGUAAUUUUCUUGACUGCUUUUGGCGUGACUUACAUUCAGCUGACUUAUAUGUUGGAAUUUUUACAUUUCUCGUGCCUUAUGUUUUGCUUCACGACACGCUUAAAAUUCUCAAAUGCAAUAAUUAUGAACCAUUUAAAGCCUGAGAGUGUACAUAUAACAACGACAAUGCCCAUCAAGAAGCUCAUGAGGAGAUUAGCCGCAGAUAAUAAUGACUUCGUCGAUUGCAGAAUAGAAAAUUAUAUAAAAGAAUUAAUAAACUGCUUUUACGAGUUUCAAAACCUUUUCCAGUAUCAGAUCCUUCUAUUUUUCUUAAAGAUGUUCUUCAGCUGCAUGUGUUACAUGCAUUUUCUUAUUGUUUCACUAAAAGACCAUAGUCUUCGGUUAAUAGAUACGUAUAUAAUGAUAUUUUUAUUCAUUAUUGACGGCUUACUUAUAAGUUUAGCCUGCGUCCGAUGCGAGGCGUUUUACAGAGAAGCAAAAACUACAAGACGCUUGUCCAUAUCGGUUUUAUCAAUUUAUACUGACGGGCCAAUAAGAGAAAAAGCAAGAACUAUUUUAAAAACACUAGACGAAAAGCCGCCUGUAUUCUCCGUGUACCAGAUAUGGAAUUUGAAAGCCGAUACUAUGGUGCAUGUCACUGGAAUUCUGACGACAAUAUUUUUCAAUGUUUUACAAUUUAAUUAUCUAUGAACGUGAAUACAACAAAACAGACCGUAAAAAUGUUCAAAGUCUAGCCUAGCAUUUUAUGAAGUCAUAGUACUUACCAGAGAAUGUUUAUUUGUACACCAAUCGAGUUCUGUCGACAGCCUAUUUUAACCUAAUAUAGCGUAGGUAUAUUAGAUAUAAAGGGCCUACAAAGUUUGAAAAGCCUAAUAUAGCGAAUACAAAACAUUCUAUAUCGCUUCCUUAGUAAUAAAAUGAGUGUCUCUAAACAUU
This is a messenger RNA of Amyelois transitella, 1651 nucleotides long. RefSeq lists its product as uncharacterized. Bases 131 to 1405 code for a protein of 424 amino acids. The record is from RefSeq and is a predicted model, not a curated record. The transcript is spliced from 4 exons. Lineage: Eukaryota; Metazoa; Arthropoda; Insecta; Lepidoptera; Pyralidae.